CCUACAUGCGUAGUUCUGUGUGCAGCUAUUGCAUAUAAAGGCCAGGUCACAGAUUCACAUGUCACUGUUAAGUUAAACCAGCAAAGUUGACGAUCUCUAUAUAACUGUCCACAAACGUACUGGAGCUUGAGAAAAGUGUUUGCAGUGGUGCAGGUGUGUCGUUAUACACGUGUAUAGGUGUGACGUAAUUAAGGUGAUACAGAUCGCACUAAUGUGAUAUUAUUCAGCUGGUACGGUGUGACAUGAUACCGAUGGUACAGCUGUGACAUGAUACAUAUGGUACAUAAAGGCGAAGACUGAACGGACCCGGCACAAUCAAGGGCGUUGAGGCUAAUAUACAGACAUCGCCGUCGGUGUUCAAACGAUGUCGCGAGAGGCAUUUGUGAUGGACGUCGAGGUGGAUGGGGGAAAGACGGGAUCAAGAUACAGUAUGUGGAAUCCGUUGAAGAACCUGGCCAACAUCAGUGACUGCACCUUCCCACAGUUUCCGAAGGCACUGCUAGCCGAGUUUCUGGGUUCCGCCAUUCUGGUCAUCUUCGGAUGCGGGUCAGCGCUAACAGUGGAGGAGAACCUUAAGCCCAACAUUGUCUCCAUCGCCAUCGCCUUCGGCCUCACCGUCGCCACCGUCAUCUGGGCGUUGGGUCACGUGAGUGGUGCCCAAAUUAACCCUUGUGUCGCCGUGGCCAUGUGCGUGACGCGAAAAAUAACCUUCGCCAAGGCGCUAGCCUACAGUGUGACGCAGUGUGGUGGUGCCAUCAUUGGGGGCUAUGUGUUGCACGCUUUAACUCCGACAGGGAGACGGGGUAAUUUAGGGGCGACCCUGGUGCACAGUGAGGUUGGUGUGUGGCAAGCCGUGGGGGUGGAGUUCCUGGCAACAUUUGUCCUUAUUCUAGGAAUCUUCGCUACAUGUGACUCCCGUAUUCGUGACCAUCCCGGCUCCAAGGCCCUCAGUAUCGGCUUUGUGGUGACCAUGGAUAUUCCCUGGGCGGCUCAGUACACCGGUGCAAGUAUGAACAGUGCAAGGAGCUUGGGUCCCGCCUUGGUGAUGGGCAUCUGGGAUCACCACUGGGUGUACUGGCUGGGGCCCAUGUUGGGUGGUGUUGUCGCGGGGUUGGUGUAUGAACAAAUCUUCGCCGUCAACGCAUCUGUUCUCAAGACGAAAGAAUGGCUGGGAUCACGUGACUAUGACGAGAACAGGAUAUACCGAUAUAUGUCGUCACGUGACCGGAAGACAAGGAAAGGGAGCAGUUUGGAGGCACGGUUGGAGGAUAACGACGCGGUUUGGCAGUCCCUAGUUUAACGUGCUGGCGCUACAUGUGGUCACACGCCGCUCAAGAAUUAUUCCCCUUCAUUAAAUGGGUACAAUGUC
This is a messenger RNA of Haliotis rufescens (red abalone), 1369 nucleotides long. Its product is annotated as aquaporin-5-like. Gene Ontology annotation, cellular component: plasma membrane. The coding region runs from base 365 to 1300 and encodes 311 amino acids. Gene Ontology annotation, molecular function: water channel activity. Gene Ontology annotation, biological process: transmembrane transport. The transcript has 3 exons. The record is from RefSeq and is a predicted model, not a curated record. Lineage: Eukaryota; Metazoa; Mollusca; Gastropoda; Lepetellida; Haliotidae.